GGUGCAGGGCAAUAGUAGAAAUGUGAUUGAUGUUAUGGUGCAUCAGACGGCAUCCUCAACCUUGUCAUUGCUUACCGUUUCAUCAUUGGUUGAAAGAGAUCUCACUCGGCAUAGCUUAUCUUCAUCGUGAAGAGGUUAUCCAUGGUGAUCUACGAAGAGUCAACAUCUUAACUGAUGAUAAGUGUAUGGCACGUCUCAGUGACUUCGGCCUAGCUGUGUUUGCUGAGGGCAUGAGCAAGAACUAUGCAUCAGUGCGGGCUGGAGCUGAUCACUGGUUAGGACCAGAGUUACUCGAUCCCGAACGGUUUGGCUUCCAGGACGAUCGGCCAAUGUAUGCUGGCGACAUUUACUCCUUUGGUUGCAUGUGUCUCGAGCUGUAUACCGGGCAGGAUCCAUUUCUGGGCCUAUCUCACUUUGCCGUCGCGAAACAUGUCACUGAUGGCCACAGGCCCCCAAGGCCAUCAUUUCAUGAGCAUGUCAAGAUGGCUGACAGUCUGUGAGAAGCUCGUUGAUUGGAUCUUUAUGGUGUAGACCUUCAUCAUUGCAUCUGGUUGAAUGCAUAGUCUCGCUGGUCACAUAAAGUCUCUCACAGGACUUUAGUGAAGCUCUUUCACACCUCUAAGCGGAUGUGAACUGGCUCACGAAGAAGUGUGGGUCAUGCUUCAGACUUUUUUCGAUUUCUUGCAUUUGAGCUCUAUCAGUCUCUGCUUAUAAUAUCGACAGGUGGUUGAAAUCUUCUGUAAUCACCUGCCACUCUAGUGUAUCCUGUGACCAUAGUAUUCCUUACUGCAUUCAGCUGUCAUGCACAUAGUUUAAAUGAAUGUAAACGUACAUGAUGUAUAGUGUAAGUGGUAUUUCUUGUGUUCAUAGAUAAUAUAUACACUUGCAGUAUCUGUACCGCAGUAGACGAACACACAAACCAAA
Molecule: messenger RNA, 924 nt
Organism: Somion occarium
Lineage: Eukaryota; Fungi; Basidiomycota; Agaricomycetes; Polyporales; Cerrenaceae
Source: the annotation of a GenBank genome assembly